AUGGAUGUAGAUUCAUCUGAUUCUAUCAGGAUUACCCCCAUACCAACCUCUGCAAAAGCUAAAGUUCUGAAUCAAAGGUCAAAUUCCAAACCUGUUUCAACUGGUAAACCAAUUCAGAAAACAGGUCUUUGUUCUGGACAUAGUGCUUCUGUUGAAGUGAUUAAUGAAAAUCGCUCAAAGCAGAAAUGUGAUCCACAUUCCACUUCCCAUUCACCUGUGCAUGGUUAUACAAAAUCAGAUAAUCAGCAACCAACACAUGAUGAUUCUGAUUUUGAAGACCCUAACCCAGUUAUCAGCCAAAAUAAAAGGAAAUCACCUCCGGUUGUAACAACCAAAGUUGUCAAACAUCAGGAGAAGAAAGCUAGAGAAGACAUGGACAACCCUCAAUCAAUUAAGACAAGAGUUAAAGUCAAGAAACUGAACAACAUAAAAUCAAAGAAGGGAGUUCAUCUCGGUACUUCAAUACAACCAAGGCGAAUUCAUAUUCGUACAUCACCAAAGAUAUUAUUCUCCACAAUGUACAGUUUGACGAUUGGACAAAAGGAAUAUCUAUCAUCCAUUGGAUAUAGUCCCCUUUUAAAUAUAAGAGUAGAUGUGUUGGCAUCAUGA
Molecule: messenger RNA, 609 nt
Organism: Lactuca saligna
Lineage: Eukaryota; Viridiplantae; Streptophyta; Magnoliopsida; Asterales; Asteraceae
Source: the annotation of a GenBank genome assembly